AUGAACAAACAAUUGACGGGGACUAGCGAAGCGGAAACAGAGGAGCUAAAUCCACCGGAUGGCUUGGGCAGGCAGAAAGCCGUAACAUCUACAAAAGAUCCUUCUUCCAAACAAACAUCCGAAUUAAACUUUCCAGCAAAGUUGUUCGUUAUUCUUAGUACCCCCGGAUACAGUGACAUCAUAUGCUGGUUGCCUCACGGUCGCUCGUGGCGAGUCCUGCAGCCUCAGCAGUUUGAAGAGAAAGUGCUUCCUCACUUUUUUCGACAUGGUCGUUAUGCAUCGUUCACUCGACAAGUAAACGGAUGGGGGUUCCGUCGAAUUGUAUCUGGACCAGACUACAAUAGCUACUAUCACAAGGACUUUCUGAGGGGCAAACCAGAGCUCUAUAAAAAGAUGAGACGGCCAACCAAAGAAGAGAGAGAGAUCGACGAAACCGACUCUCUGCCCGAUUUCUAUAGCAUGGAGCCAUUGACAAGAGAUUUGCAGGCGGCAAAGCAAGUGAGGGCAGUGACAUAUGCCUCGCCUCCAGCACAAUCUACUUCUUCUUUCUCGCGAUCACCUAUUGAUCGUAGAAACCUAUCAUUCUUAACGCCCAUGGAACAGCACGUUCAAUUGCAAAGAGAGCUGGUAAUGCUCGAGCAACGGCGGCAAGCGAUUUUGUCUCAGUUGCAGGCACUGCCGUCCAUUCCCGUGAUCCCGGCGCAACGAAUGCUAAUUUUAUCUCAACAAAUCAUCCGUCCGACAAAUGCACAGUCACCCAUUGGUACUGGGUUUCAAUCACAGCUCAAUUCGCUGCGGAUACAGCAAUCUUUACUUCAGCAACAGCAGCAGCAGCAUCUUCCAGUCGCCUGGCCUCACAAUCUACUUGGUCAUCGAGUCAGCAUGGAUCAAAGUCAAGGGUCAUCAUCAAGGAAAACAUCCAACGAAGAAUAG
This is a messenger RNA of Cylindrotheca closterium, 933 nucleotides long. The record is from the annotation of a GenBank genome assembly. Lineage: Eukaryota; Bacillariophyta; Bacillariophyceae; Bacillariales; Bacillariaceae.